AUGAACUCCAGGCGCUCCGCGAACUCCGCCGAGGCCCCCGGGAACUGCGGCUUCUCCUCAGGGAAUUCCUACGGGAACAACGGACGGGAUGGAGGAGGCCCCAAACCCCCUCAGAACCCGCUCAAAACCAGCCCAAAAGCAGCGGAUUUACGGCUAUCGGGACAUGGGCUAUCGCGAUAUGGAGCUAUCGGGACGGGGGCGAUCGCGAUAUGGGGCUCACUCACCGCGGUGCCGAAGCCGCGGCCCCGCGCCCUCAGGAGGCGCGUCCGCAGCAACCUCAGCGCCGCCAUCUUGCCUUCGUGGGCGGCCGUGUUGACAGAGGCCAAGAUGGCGGCGACCAGCGGAUGUUGUUUGCGGCCCUUCUCCUGCGAGAUGGGGCUCCUGUCGCGACCCGACGGCUCCGCCGCCUUCAUGCAGGGCGAUACCUCCGUGUUGGCCGCACUUUACGGCCCCGCCGAAGCCAAAGGGAACCGGGAGCUCCCGGAGCGGGCGGCGCUGGAGGUGGUGCUGCGGCCUAAAGUGGGGCUGCCCGGGGUGGGGGAGCGCAGCCGGGAGCAGCUCCUGCGCCGCACGUGCGAGGCCGUGGUGCUGGGGGGGCUGCACCCGCGCUGCUCCCUGAGCCUGGGCCUGCAGCUGCUCUCGUGCUGCCUCAACGCCGCCUGCAUGGGGCUGUUGGACGCGGGCCUGCCCCUGGCCUCCCUCUUCUGCGGCGUCGCCUGCGCCCUGCUCCCCGAUGGCUCCCUCGUGUUGGACCCCAGCACCCGGCAGGAGCAGGAGGCUCGCGCCGUCCUCACCUUCGCCAUUGACAGCACCGAGAGGAAGGUGCUGAUGGCCAGCACCAAAGGGACCUGCUCCAUGGAGGAGAUGCAGCAGUGCAUCGCUGCGGCCCAGAGCGCCGCCGACACCAUCUUCCAGUUCUAUCGCGACUCCAUACGGAGGAGGUAUUCCAAGUUGUGACAUGGA
Neopsephotus bourkii (Bourke's parrot) is the source of this 963-nucleotide messenger RNA. Its product is annotated as exosome complex component RRP46-like. The transcript has 7 exons. Bases 1 to 957 code for a protein of 318 amino acids. The record is from RefSeq and is a predicted model, not a curated record. NCBI's taxonomy places the organism in Eukaryota, Metazoa, Chordata, Aves, Psittaciformes, Psittacidae. Gene Ontology annotation, biological process: nuclear mRNA surveillance; U4 snRNA 3'-end processing; rRNA catabolic process. Gene Ontology annotation, cellular component: nuclear exosome (RNase complex); cytoplasmic exosome (RNase complex); nucleolus.